Symbiodinium sp. CCMP2456 is the source of this 751-nucleotide messenger RNA. NCBI's taxonomy places the organism in Eukaryota, Dinophyceae, Suessiales, Symbiodiniaceae. The record is from the annotation of a GenBank genome assembly.
GUGCUGGUUGCCGGAGUGAACGGUCCAGAUGCUGGGCUGGCUCUCUUCCGCCGCACGGAUGAUGCUUCCGCAGCCCAGGCUUGGCAGGUGGAGGCGCCCUGGCCGCCGCCAGCGCCUCGCAGCGGUUGGCGCUCGUUGGAUCGUGUCUCCCGGGGCGAGUUCCUGCACUUUUCGCAGUCGCUUGUGGUGCUCGGCCAGAUGUCGGCUCUGGGAUCUCACGAAGUUGGGCUCUACGAUGCUGCACUCAGCCCACCACGCGGCCUCUCGGCGUGCGCGGGGCACUGGGACUUCGUGGCAGAUGUCUGUGCCAUCUCUGCGCAGUCCUUCGCUUCAGCAUCCCUCGAUGGAUCCCUGCUGUUGUGGGAUCUGCGCAGUGGCCUCGGCCCCAUGGCAAAGGCCGGCUUCCGGGAAGCUGCGCCCCGUUCCCUGUGCAGUGUGGCUGCAUCCGGGGAAUGUGGGCUGCUGCUUUGCGGAGGCUUGGCCGGCGAGCUCGGCCUCUUCGAUGUGCGGAAUCUCAAUGAGCCGCUGGCGCGGCCCGCGGCAGUGAAUGGGGCCGUGGUGCAGCUGCAGCUGUGGCCGGCCUCCGAUCAAGUCGUGGCCGCUGUUGCUUCUGCUGAAGAAGGGCUCUGUUCACUGACCAUCGGGCCUGGCUGUGGCGAGGGAAGGCUGCAGCCUGCCGUGUACACGCCUGCCCUUCAGGAGCCCCGGCGCUGCUACGAUGUCGCUGUGGGCCCUGGCCCCUGGCAGCGCG